Molecule: messenger RNA, 3786 nt
Organism: Jatropha curcas
Lineage: Eukaryota; Viridiplantae; Streptophyta; Magnoliopsida; Malpighiales; Euphorbiaceae
Source: RefSeq, a predicted model, not a curated record
AACAGGACACUGAUUUCGGAUUGGUAUUUGCCCUAUUUUUUCCCUUUUUUAUUUUCUGUUACUUUCCCUCUCGCGGCUCUCUGUCUUUCUCACGCGUUCUUAACUUCCCCGGUCCUCCUUUCCGGUCGGACUUUCAUUGACGUUGCCGAAGCUGAUAGCGUCCGGCGAUCUUCUCUGCCGACGUCGUUUCCAGAAAAGGAGAUGAAUUUCAACUCCAUUUACUUUUUAAACUUAAGGAGAUGACUUGUGAUUUGCAAACUUGGGGAGAUAGAUUUUGAUUUGCAGAGGUCGGUGAUACAAUGAGCCGACCAACUACGCGGAGUAAAAACAAAAGACGACAGGAGGAUAAUGUUAAUAUCACCUCUGAAAUAUUGAGGAAAAUUCAUGCAACAAGUGAAAUAACCAAUGAUGAUGUAAAUCAACUGUACAUGAUUGGGAAACCAGCUUGUCAAGGCUGUCGUGUGAAUACUAAAGAUAAUCCCAACUGUUUUUGUGGCCUGAUUCCACCACCCAAUGGCAGUCGCAAAUCUGGGUUAUGGCAAAAAUUGUCUGAUAUUGUUCAAGCCCUUGGCCCAGACCCAUGCAAGGAUCUUCGUGCUUCUGCUGGUUCACCUGCUGGCCUCACAAACCUGGGAGCAACAUGCUAUGCCAAUAGCAUACUUCAAUGUCUUUACAUGAAUACAUCUUUUCGAGAAGGGGUUUUCUCUGUUGAAUCUGAAGUAUUGAAACAACAGCCUGUUUUGGAUCAGCUUGCUCGGCUUUUUGCACAGUUGCAUGCAAGUAAAAUGGCUUUCAUUGACUCAGCUCCAUUUAUAAAGACGCUGGAGUUAGAUAAUGGAGUUCAGCAGGAUAGCCAUGAGUUCUUGACGUUACUUCUUUCCUUGCUUGAACGCUGUCUAAGCCAUUCUAAAGUUUCCAAAGCAAGAACAAUCGUUCAAGAUCUCUUCUGUGGAAGUGUGUCACAUGUAACAACGUGCUCAAAAUGUGGACAAAAUUCUGAAGCUUCUUCAAAGAUGGAAGACUUCUAUGAGCUGGAGUUGAAUGUAAAAGGAUUGAAAAAUUUGGAUGAGAGUUUAGAUGAUUAUCUUAGCGUGGAAGAACUUCAUGGCGAGAAUCAAUAUUUCUGUGAAUUGUGUAAAAUGAGGGUUGAUGCUAUUCGAAGUAUCAAACUAAGAACUCUGCCUGAUGUCCUAAAUUUUCAGCUUAAGCGUUGUGUUUUCCUUCCAAAGACGACAACAAAGAAGAAAAUCACAUCUGCAUUUUGUUUCCCUGGAGUUCUGGAUAUGAGACAGAGAUUGUCUGAAUCUUCUAUGUUGGAUUGGAUAUAUGACCUGUCAGCAGUGUUGAUUCACAAGGGAACGGCUGUAAACAGUGGUCAUUAUACUGCUCAUAUUAAGGAUGAAAAUACUGGGCAGUGGUGGGAAUUUGAUGAUGAGCAUGUCUCAAACUUAGGUCUUCAUCCAUUUGGAGAAGGCUCUUCAACUUCUACAUCAAAAGUUGUUAAUAGUGAGCCUCCAGCUGGCAUAGAAGAAAUUCAUGUUGUUACUAAUGGAAAUCAUAUUGACACUGCUCAGCCACAGUCUUUGAAACCGAGCACUGAUAGUCUUGCCGGAACAUUUUCAUCUAAUGAUGCAUAUAUGCUGAUGUAUACUCUUAGGCGUACCAAGAAGGUAGAUGAGAAAAGACCUGUUGUUUGUGGUGACAGCAAAAUUGAAUUAGAAAGUAAUGAGAGUUCUUCACAUGAAACUUCUCUUCCAUCUCACCUUUUUGAAGACAUAAAGAAUUUGAAUGCAUCGUAUCUUGAUGCUUGCGAACGGUACAAAAUGAAGAAGGAAAAAGAGGUGAAUAAUAUUGCAGAAAGGAGACAAGAAGUGCGAUCAGUUCUUGCUGAAGCUCCUGUACGGUCAUUUGAAGCACCAUGUUAUUGGGUUUCUGUUGAUUGGCUUCGCCAGUGGGCUGACAAUGUUACUCCAACCAGUUCAAUAGAUAACACCCCCAUCCAAUGCUCGCAUGGAAAAGUUCCAGUUUCAAAAGUUGGCUCUAUGAAGAGGUUGUCUGCUGAAGCUUGGACCAAACUGUUCUCCAAGUAUGGUGGAGGGCCAAAACUAACAAAUGAUGACUACUGCAUGGCUUGCCUGAUUGAUGGUGCAAAAUCUGUUGUCUGUGCCGAUAGCUAUAGGGAUCGAAGGGCAUUAAUGAGGGACCUGGCAUCUGAUGUACUUGCAGGGAACUGUCUUGAUGGAACAUAUUAUGUAUCUAAGACAUGGUUGCAGCAAUGGGUGAGAAGAAAAAACCUUGAUGCUCCAAGCGAAGGUGAUGCAGGGCCAACAGUUCCAAUUAGGUGCCCUCAUGGGCAACUUAUGCCUGAGCAAGCGUCUGGUGCCAAGAGAUUGCUGGUACCAGAGAAGCUUUGGCUCUUCUUUUAUGAGGAUGCGAUUGCAGUGAAACCUGAUGAUCCUUUGGGUUGUACAACUUUUCCUUCUGAUUCUGAGCAGUGUCUCCAGUGCUGCGAUGAACUUUCUGAAGUUGCCUGUUUGGAGGAUUCUUUAAGAGCAAUGAAGCUAAAACAACGCCAGAAUCAUGAGAAACUGGCCAUGGGAAAAGGCAUUCCCCUUUCUUUGUACUGCAAGUAUUACUUGGUUCCCUCUUCAUGGCUUGCAAAAUGGAGAAAUUAUGUAACUGCAAGUGGCAAGAAUCUCUCUUCAUCAGUGGAACCUGAAACUCUGGAUUUUGUAAUUGAUUCGUUAAAAUGUGAAAAGCAUUUACGGCUCCUAGAACGUCCUCCUGACCUGGUUUUCAAACGUGGCAUACUAUUUCAGAAGGGUUCUACUACAGAUGGCUUAACAAUCAUUACUGAGAAUGACUGGAAUAAUUUCUGUGAAGAAUGGAGUGGUAGUAAGGAUAAGGGUAUUUUUGCAAUAAUUGAGCCCAGUAAUGUUGCGGAAAACAAUUUGGCUGGCUCCUGCGAAGAGAUUCCUAUAAAUGAGGAGCAUCUGAAUCCUCAAGAUGAAGUAAAUAAUGAGACUGAAACCAGACAGCCUAUAAUUAGGACUUGUCCUGAGAUUUGUGAGGACUGCAUAGGGGAAAGGGAAAGUUGCAAGUUGAUGCAGAAACUCAAUUACUCCAAUGAGGAUAUAUAUGUAUCUCUUGUUCAUGGUAAGGAAGCUCCAAGAUCAGUUCUAGAAGCAUCUGAGACCAAUUCUGAGCCUGAUCGGCGAGCUUCCAAACGUUCUCGAAAGACCAGUUAUGGGAAUUCAGUAAAUUUGAAAGUUUCUGGUUCUACAUCAAUAUACCAGUUAAAAAUGAUGAUUUGGGAAUCACUUGGGGUAGUUAAAGAGAACCAGAUACUUCACAAAGGUUCUAAGAUAAUUGAUCAGGAAUGUGCUACUCUUGCAGACUUGAAUAUAUUCCCCGGGGAUAAGCUUUGGGUGCAAGACUCUGAAAUCCAUGAGCAUAGAGAUAUUGCUGAUGAGCUUGCUGACCAGAAAAUGAAUAAAUCGCAUGCUGAAGAAGGGUUUCGUGGAACGCUUUUGACUGCAGCAGAUAUUUCAUCGGAAGUUGUUUAAGAUGAAUGCUUAAAAUAGUUGGUCUCCAUGUUACAUAUCCACCUUUGUACAUAUGGAUUCUGGGAGAGGAAACUAACCUGAAUGUUUGACCUGACUAUCUUAGAACCAGCAGGUGGGAUUGGUGAUUUUGGCGCUGAGCAUUUUGAAAGGCUGGUGGAUUAGUGCUUCUAUAUAUAAAUAUAUUUGUAACAUUUGUACUUGGACAUAUUAUAAAAUAUAU